AUGACAACGCCGGACGGCAAUAUGAAGAACCUGUCUGGGCGACAAGCCCGCUGGUUAGAACACAUCUCGGAGUUUAAUUUCAGUAUAGAAUAUGUCCCUGGGGUGGAGAAUGUUCUUGCGGACGCGCUGUCUCGUAUCUACUCUAACGACAGGCCUGGUACUGUACGGGCACCGUCUGAAUACACCUCCUUCGAUGAGGAGGGCGACUUCGGCUCCUCCCUUCGUACCUUCGCCAUCUCGGUGCCCGUCCUUGUCGACCCGGAAUCUGUUGUCGCAGCGGAGGCUGCUGAGGCGGUUCCGGGGCCGACAGUGGCAACCACACGAGUCCUACGGCCGCGGCCGCCCAGACCUCUGGUACAGGAGCGUCGGGCUCGGCGCAAGCGAGACCCGAGCGCACCCGAAUCCAAGGCACAUGCUACUGCAUCAGUGCCAAAUUUUUCUGUGGAUGACCAGGCUCAGGAAAACUUACCCGGGCCUAAGGGGCACGAGGGCACGUCCGCAGUCGCCGGCCUCCCGCUCGGGUGA
Messenger RNA from Dichomitus squalens LYAD-421 SS1, 525 nucleotides. RefSeq lists its product as uncharacterized. The transcript is spliced from 3 exons. Bases 1 to 525 code for a protein of 174 amino acids. The record is from RefSeq and is a predicted model, not a curated record. Lineage: Eukaryota; Fungi; Basidiomycota; Agaricomycetes; Polyporales; Polyporaceae.